Messenger RNA from Eimeria mitis, 297 nucleotides. RefSeq lists its product as uncharacterized. The record is from RefSeq and is a predicted model, not a curated record. The transcript has 2 exons. NCBI's taxonomy places the organism in Eukaryota, Apicomplexa, Conoidasida, Eucoccidiorida, Eimeriidae. Bases 1 to 297 code for a protein of 98 amino acids.
AUGAGUGUGCAGAGACCCAAAGGAAAAACAGGUGCAGCAGCAGAUGCAGCAGCAGCAGCAGAAGAAGCAGCAGCAGAUGCAGCAGCAGGUGCAGCAGCAGAAGCAGCAGCAGCAGCAGCAGCAGCAACAGACGCAGCGGCAGCAGCAGCAGCAGCAGAAGCAGACGCAGAGACACCCAAAGGAAAAACAGGUGCAGCAGCAGAUGCAGCAGCAGAUGCAGCAGCAGAAGCAGCAGCAACAGAUGCAGCAGCAGCAGCAGAAGCAGCAGCAGAAGCAGACGCAGAGGCAGCUCCAUGA